Ostreobium quekettii is the source of this 1746-nucleotide messenger RNA. The record is from the annotation of a GenBank genome assembly. NCBI's taxonomy places the organism in Eukaryota, Viridiplantae, Chlorophyta, Ulvophyceae, Bryopsidales, Ostreobiaceae.
AUGGAUCUGAUCGCCGGCUACAGGAGCGAUGGAGCUCCAGAAGACAGUGGUCCAAGUUCCAGUGGUCGUCAUGACGAUGACUCUGACUUCCAGAUGGAUGAAACGCUUGGCAAUGUGUCUGCAGCUCCAGAGGUGGACACCACAGGGUUGACAUUGGUCGAUGAUCAGGUGGUUCCCCGAUCAACAGUUUUCCAAUAUCCAGAUCCCCAUGCCAGGAAGAUAUACCACAACCCAAGAUAUGAGGAACUGGGUGCGCCAGUAGUAGGACCUGCCAAUCCUGCUGACAGAGGGAGGACUCCUAUUGGCCUGCAGAACCACAGAGCAGGAAUGGUGGAGGACGCACACUUGGCAUCGUUUGUGUUCGAUGAGCAGCACAACACUUUCCACAGUUAUGGAUACUCCAUGGAUCCUUCAGGAGAGGGCAUGGUUGGAAGUUCCGAUGCAUGGACUGCCAAGAAAGGAGAGACUGUGUACAGUAUACAAGGAUCGCAACUAAAAAAGAGAAGACAAACGACGGCAGAGAAACGAGCGGAGCGCACUGCGAAAAGCAAGCGCCUGGAGGAGGGCCCUGCACAGGGUGAGAAGUGGACCCUAGAAGCCAGGCAGCCAUGGGCUGAAAAGGAAGCCCAGGUUGUGGCAUUAACUGAGGAACAGGAGGCCUUCAUGGAGACAGUCAGGGAAGAGAAGGCUGCAUCAAGCUCCAAACAGGGCCCUGAAGAAAGAGAAGCCAAAAGUUUUUUCCAUGGAAAAGAGGAGCACGAUUACUCUGGACGGUCCUGGCUGGCACCCCCCCGGGACAAGAAGAAGGAGAACGACUACUGCUACCUGCCCAAGCGCUGGAUACACACCUGGUCGGGCCACACCAAAGGCGUCAACGCCAUUCGUUUCUUCCCCAUCUCUGGUCAUCUACUGCUGUCCGCUGGACUCGAUGGCCGGGUCAAAAUUUGGGACGUCUUCAACACCCAGAAAUGCAUGCGCACCUAUCUUGGGCACAGCAAGGGCGUGAGGGACAUCUGCUUCAGCAACGACGGCCGCCGCUUCGUCAGCACGGGCUAUGACUGCAACAUCCGCUGCUGGGACACCGAGACGGGCGCCGUGCUGCGCACCCUCAACAACAAGCGCGUCUUCUACGUGGUCAAGCUGCACCCCGACGACGCCAAGCAGAACGUGCUGAUGGGCGGCUGCGCGGACAAGAAGGUGUACCAGUGGGACCUGGACACCGGCGACCUCAUCCAGGAGUACGACUACCACCUGGACGCCGUGAACACCAUCACCUUCGUGGACGAAGGCCGGCGGUUCGUGACGUCCAGCGACGACAAGACGCUGCGCGUGUGGGAAUUCGGCAUCCCCGUGCAGAUAAAGUACAUCGCCGACCCCUCUAUGCACUCCAUACCCUCCAUAGCCCUCCACCCCACGGGGAACUACUUCUCCGGCCAGUCGCAGGACAACCAGGUGGUGACGUACUCGACCAAGGAGCGCUUCAGGCUGAACCGGAAGAAGACGUUCAAGGGGCACAUGAGCGCGGGUUACGCCUGCCAGGUGAAUUUUUCGCCGGACGGGCGGUUCGUGAUGAGCGGGGACAGCGACGGGCGGUGCUUCUUCUGGGAGUGGCACAACCCGCGGCGGGUGGUGCGCACGAUCAAGGCGCACGAGGAGGGGGUGUGCAUCGGCUGCGAGUGGCACCCGAUGGAGACCAGCAAGGUGGCGACGUGCGGCUGGGACGGCCUGAUAAAGUACUGGGACUGA